CCCUUGUUGCCACCUCUGGUCUUACCUUCUCUAUCUAUCUCCGGGUACCCCCUGCGGCGACAUUGGUGAGUUGCCACGUCAGCAGGCCACGUCAGCGGACCAUGUCAACAGGACACGUCAGCAGGCCAUGUCAGCCGACAGCAGUACCACGUCAGCAAGCCCCUGGCCUGGUCUAUGGUUUUGCGUUCACAAACAACCGUCAUGGACCAGAAAUCCGGGGAAACAAACGAGGCCUAUCAGGCCCGGAUGCUGGCCUGGAGUAUCGAAACCAAGAGACGGGCGGAUGAUGCACCAACCGCAACGAAGAAGAAGGUAGAGGACGCCGAGAAGGCACGUCUGCUUGCAAUCGAACAGCAGCGCCAACACGACGAGGCAUCAACAAAGACUGCCAAUGAAGAAUGGGUUCAACGUCGUGAGAAGAUAUUUAGCGGAGAGCAAGUUUUGCUCACAAUGGCAGCAGAUUGGCGGGCCGAUGCCGAGAAUGGCAAGAUGGAAGAUAGCGAAAACAAGAUUGCUCUACUCCUCUCCCAUCUCACGGACCUCCUGGCAACAUGCAUUACACAGCAGGAGGACAUCCACAACCUCGACGGCGCGCUGACUCAAGUCCACAGCCGCCUCCGGCAGCUAGAGCAGCAACCUAUCGCCGCCCCCGAUGCCAGCUCUUCCAACACCUCCGAUCGCCUCGAAGCAUUGAAGAUUGAUGUCGGCUCCCUCAAGGACGGCGUGCAGUUACAGCAAACCGCAACGCAACAGUUGGAACGGCGGAUCUGCACUGCCGCCAACCACUCGAGUUCAGAACCGCGCGAGACAACUCCAAAGUUCGACGGGCAGGAGAUCUUUUGCGACUCGACGAAGACAGAUCCGAUUCCAUGGUUCCGCAAGUUCGAGCUCAUGCUGCAGCUACACUACGUCAAGGAACACAAGCACCACGCGUACUUAUACUCCCGCUCGGGGGGCGCGUGCCAAGCAUGGUUGGACAAUCUCUUGUCCAAGUACGGAGUGGUAGCUGUCGACUUGCAUACCAAGAUCAGCUGGGAUGAUCUGAAGGCGGCGUGGCAUAAACGCUUCCAAGUAGAGCCGUCGAAGAUCAAGGCAAUGGACAAGCUAAUGGUCUUCGAACAAGGCACGCUGCCGAGUGUCGACUGGAUUGCCGAGUACCAACACUUGACAUCCGUCCCAGACAUCCAAAUGGGCUUCAAAGCCAUCCGCCACUAUUUUGUCUCAAGGUCGUGUCCGACAUUGAUCAAUGCCUUGACUCACGUCGAGGACACCUUGACGACAACGUCGGAACUCUUUGACAAGGCCGCACAAAUUAUUAUCGCGAACAAGGAGGCUAAGAACCUACGUUCAUCUAAGACAGGCCCGAUCAGAGAUCAAUAUCGGCCAAAAAUGGUCGUGGUCACGACGGCAACGCCGUUUGACCAAACUAGCGAGGCCGUGUCUGCCAAUGAAGGGGACAGACUCGCAGCCGCCUAGGAAGGUGGCCGCUCCGGCAAAUGCCGAGGACGCGGCAAGACGAAGAUAAACACCGCAUCUAGCC
Molecule: messenger RNA, 1540 nt
Organism: Chara braunii
Lineage: Eukaryota; Viridiplantae; Streptophyta; Charophyceae; Charales; Characeae
Source: the annotation of a GenBank genome assembly